CUGUCCAUUCAGCUCUAUAUAUAGACCCAUCUAACCGAUCAUCGAAAGGAAACAGUAGAGAGAUUUCGAGAGGAAGAUGAUGAGGAAGGAAGAAAGCUUAUCGAGUUACUUCGUUCCUUGUUUCCACUCGCUGAAACAACAUGCCAAUUUCCUCGCCACUUUGUCUCUGCUCUUGCUCUUGGGAAUUAGCCAGCAAGGUUGCUUUUGUUCAGGGCAGGUGCCCGAGCCAGAGUUCACCAGGGAGGACUUCCCGCCGGACUUCAUCUUCGGAGCAGGAACCUCUGCUUAUCAGAUGGAAGGUGCAGUAGCAGAGGAUGGUAGAAAUCCAAGUGUAUGGGAUACGUUCACUCAUUCAGGAAAAAUGUUCGACAAAAGCAACGGAGAUGUAGCAUGCGACGGGUAUCAUAGAUAUAAGGAAGAUGCCAAGUUGGCUGCCGAUAUGGGACUUGACUCCUACAGAUUCUCCAUCUCUUGGCCAAGACUUCUACCAAAUGGGAGAGGAAUGGUUAAUCCAAAGGGGGUGGAAUAUUACAACAAUCUCAUCGAUGAGCUUCUGAAAUAUGGCAUCAAACCGCACAUCACACUCUACCAUCUCGAUCUGCCUCAAGCGCUCGAAGAUGAGUAUGAAGGAUGGCUAAGUCCUAAAAUACUGGAGGACUUCACGGCUUAUGCCAAUGUAUGCUUUCGCGAAUUCGGGGAUAGAGUAACUCAAUGGACCACUAUCGUUGAACCAAACAUAAUAGCAAUGGCAUCGUACGACAAUGCAGUGCUUCCCCCCAAUAGAUGUUCCAACCCUUUCGGCAUAUACAAUUGCACCGUUGGUAAUUCCACCACCGAACCAUACAUUGCGCUUCACAACCUCUUGUUGGCACAUGCUUCGGUCGUCAAGCUUUACAAAACCAAAUACCAAGCCAGACAAAAUGGGGUUAUAGGGCUGAACUUGUACACUUAUUGGUGCUAUCCCUAUACGAACUCUACAUUGGAUGUUCGAGCGACUCAAAGAACAUUGGAUUUCCUCUUAGGAUGUAUAUUGAAUCCCUUAGUGUUCGGAGACUACCCGAAGGUGAUGAAGAAGAUCGUCGGUUCGAGACUUCCUUCCUUAACCAAAGAACAAUCGAAGCUAGUGAAAGGUUCAUUCGACUUCAUUGGCAUAAACCAUUAUAGCUCAAUGUGGGUUCAGGAUAACUCGAAGGCUUUCGAGACUCCUCUACGCGACUUCAGUGCGGAUUUCCUCGCCAAAUUUUCAUUUUCAAAAGAUUUGCCGCCGAUCAGUCAGAUACUUCCUAUUGGCAUGCCGGUAGACUCUGCAGGUCUACAACACUGCUUGGAGUACAUCAGGGAUGUUUAUGGGAAUCCUCCGGUCUACAUCGAAGAAAACGGCUAUGCUCUCUUGACAAAUGAGACAAUUCACGACGUCGAAAGGAUCGACUACUUGAGCGCUUACAUUGGGAGCCUGCGCGAUGCGAUCAGGAAUGGAGCGAACGUGAAGGGGUACUUCGUGUGGUCUUUUAUGGAUGUGUUCGAGUUUUUGGCAGGGUAUCAACUUCAAUAUGGCCUUUACCAUGUGGACUUUGUAGGGGGCACCCUUGCGAGGCGACCGAAACUCUCGGCUCUUUGGUACUCCAAAUUCUUGAACAAGACCGACGCGAGAAUGAAUUGGAAAGCACAUGUUUCUCAAUAGAUUAAGCUCGUUUUGCUACGGAUCUUAAGGAAGUUGUUUGAAUGAUGCUCCACGAGCAUUUUAUCUAACAAGAUUUUAUGACAUUAAAAGAGCUUUCCAUCAGAAAUUUUAUUUCAAAAA
Molecule: messenger RNA, 1801 nt
Organism: Zingiber officinale
Lineage: Eukaryota; Viridiplantae; Streptophyta; Magnoliopsida; Zingiberales; Zingiberaceae
Product: beta-glucosidase 22-like
Exons: 13
Coding region: 77-1681 (534 amino acids)
Biological process (GO): carbohydrate metabolic process
Molecular function (GO): beta-glucosidase activity
Source: RefSeq, a predicted model, not a curated record